AUGUUUCACCUCAACCAGGCCUUCCACGCCGCCAAGGCAGCCCCGGACACUUCUGGACCUGGUCUCCCCACCGAAUUCUACGUGCGCUGCACCGAGGGCCUCGUGACGUACAUUCUCCCUUCCUAUGAACAGGUCCGCAGCACGAAGAUUUUCGUUCCUUCCGAAAGGGGUGAAUCUCAGCGCGUGACUGCCGUGACCAACUUGCCGUUCCCAAUCGGGCGAUACUUGCCACCGAAUGGAGUCUACCAUGAUCAAUACGCGAUAGGAGAAGCGAUGAAUUCGUCGGCAAUGGAUCCUCGAGGCAAAUGCUUGUCAUGCUAUCGGCCCAAGCACGGAACUGCGGGGCCAAGGUGUCAGAAGAAAUGUCUGAUCUGCGAUACCCAAGAUCACCCUGGAAAGCCCUGCAAACGCUUGUAUUUCGAGUUGGAUUGGUGGAAAGAGCAUGGGCGCAUCCUGGAAAUAGGUAGUGACAUGCCAGUCCGUCCGUCACUGGCCGAAUGGGCCUAUCUUAGCAUAGCUGGGAUCCUCGAAGGCAUCAGUGCUCCAGGGGGGCCUAUAGUUGUGUGUUGGGACCAUCCCGUCGUCAAGGAGCACUACCCAAGACCGCCUGGCCCGGAAAUCAAACAUAGCCUACCUGCCACUUUACUGCUGGCUCAACGACGUGAGAUGGCGACAAAGGCAUUGCCAUCACAUAAGCUGGAAAGACAAAGUAGCGUAACGAAAGCGGAGGACGCUCAGGAUACCCACGAUGUCCCGAUAGCAGCUCACCUUGAUCGCGUUAGUGGUGGUGAGGCUGACUUGCAAACUGAGCUCGACCGUCAGAAGGUAAGAGUCCUGGAACUCGAAGCAGAACGGGAUGCGAGAGACGCUCUCAUCACCAAGCUCGGCAAAGAAAACGAGGCCCUAAAGCGCCGCGUGGCCAUGCGCGAGGACCAGCUCAACAGGAUCACAGUUGUUGCCUGUGAGCCUGGAUCAACGAAUGGGAGAAAGCGGGUCCGACGAGAAGGUGAUGUAGGCAUCAAAGUUGAGGCCAAGUAG
Plenodomus lingam JN3 is the source of this 1038-nucleotide messenger RNA. RefSeq lists its product as uncharacterized. The record is from RefSeq and is a predicted model, not a curated record. Lineage: Eukaryota; Fungi; Ascomycota; Dothideomycetes; Pleosporales; Leptosphaeriaceae.